This is a messenger RNA of Sceloporus undulatus (fence lizard), 1420 nucleotides long. Its product is annotated as centrin-2-like. The record is from RefSeq and is a predicted model, not a curated record. Gene Ontology annotation, cellular component: centriole; cytoplasm; centrosome. Gene Ontology annotation, biological process: mitotic cell cycle; nucleotide-excision repair; centriole replication. Bases 750 to 1208 code for a protein of 152 amino acids. Gene Ontology annotation, molecular function: calcium ion binding. The transcript is spliced from 5 exons. Lineage: Eukaryota; Metazoa; Chordata; Lepidosauria; Squamata; Phrynosomatidae.
UCUCUGCAGUGCCAGGUUUCACUGUUUCGGGUUCUGUUUUUUGGCCACUGUGGCUUGGCGCUGGCUAGAGUUGAGUAGUAUGAAGUCCCAGUCCCAAGCGUUGUUUUGGGAUGGUCCAGGAGCAGCAGCAGCAGCAAGGAUCUGUGGGACUGCGAAAGCUCACCCUUUGUUGAGAUUUCAGAGAGAUGGAGUUGGAUAUGGGGUUUUGUAUUUCAGCCUUUUCUGUUAGGAACUGCGUAUGUCCUUCUGAACAGAUUAAACCACUGUGUAGUUUGAAAGAGGAGGAGGGCAGAGGGACGGACUCCUCUUGCUUGAUAGCACUCACUGUUUCCACUUCUGCUUGCUCACUGUAACAGCUUUUGUUUCCAGAUAAGUGUCUGACAAAUACAGAUGGAAAUCACUGGCUUCGGCUGUCUCCGUGCCUUACUUUUCCCCACCAGUCCCCAUCCAAUGUGCUUGGCUGUGGGUCCUCCGAAGGCAAGAGGGUGGGCAAGAACGUAUGGGCAAGUAAUGGUUCCCUCAGUCAGGGAAGCAAGUAGGCCAUGCGCAGCAGACAUGGCGAUGUGUUUCUGAGGCAACAGGACCAGCAUUGAGCAGCAGCUGGGGCACUAAGCGGCCUGAAGGCUUCUGUUGGGAGAACUGGACAUGGCCCCCUUGGCCUGCAUCCCUUCAGUCCGAGUGCAAUUGAUCGCCAGGCUUCUUCCAAGAGCGGGAGGUCCGUCAGAGGACCCUCGUCCCCAAAGAGAAGGAUGGGGCCGAAGCUCGAACUCAGCGCUUUGCACAAGCAGCAAAUGCGGGAUGCCUUUGACUUGCUGGACAUCGACGGGACGGGAACCAUUGACGUCAAAGACCUGAAGGUCUCCAUCAGGGCUCUGGGGUUUGAACCCUCCAAGAAGGAGAUCCGGAGGAUCAUCCUCGACGUCGACAAGGAAGGCUCAGGGAAGGUCGGCUUCGACGCCUUUUACUCCGUCAUGACACGGAAAAUGUCCGAGGCCGAUCCGGACGAGGAGAUCCUCAAGGCCUUCAAGCUCUUUGAGGACCAGGAAAGCGGCAAAGUCUCCUUUAAGGGCCUCAAGCGCAUUGCCAACGAAAUCGGGGAGCAGCUGACGGACGAGGAGCUCCAGGAAAUGAUUGACGAAGCCGACCAGGACAAAGACGGCAAAGUGAGCGAACAGGAGUUUUUAAGGAUCAUGAAGAGGUUCGAAUGAAUCCUCCUCGGUCUCUGGCGGAACAGAGGGACGAGAGGCGCCUGGCUUCCUCCAUCCGCCCGGUUCUCCCCACUCCGCCAUUAAGCCUACAAAAGCCAUGGGGCCAAGGGCUGUGAGUGGAUGAAGGAGAGGAGGUCAGUGGGUAUUUCCAGCUCUUUUAUUCCAUAAAGUCCACCGCAGGAGCAUUAAAAGUAUUUUUUGUUGUUUCGGAA